UAUUUGUAUUUUUCAAUAUUGCAAUUAAAAUCAUCCCAAUAUUACUCCAUGUUACAAAAAUUCAUUCAAUUUUCAAUCUUUAUUUUUCCUAAAGUUGGAUUGGACAAAUUUCGCCCCAUGAGAGCUCUCUCCCCCCUCCAUUCAUUCCUCUUGAUACUAAAGAUAGACAACUCAAGGCCAAGCCUGUUUAGGUUUGAUUUCCGGUUUUGAUUUACUCGACUGCUAGAGUUGAUUCAUAAUGCAACAGUGAGGGACGGUACCUCAUCAUCUUACCGUGAAGUUUGUCUCGGGACUUCUUCGAUGUAAAUCUAAAUGCAUUACUGAUCAUCUUCUGGGUGCACCCAUGAUGGAAGAGCCCGAGUGUGUGGAGGCGUCCCUGCGGGACAGCGAGAACAAGCCAAUCCCCAUCCAGCUCAUGCUGUUCCCCGACGCGCUGCUGGUGCAGAAGCAGGAGUGGGUCAGUGUACAGCUGGACGAGGAGGAUGAGGUGUUUCUCAACAUGGUGAGAGAGGUGGAGGUGAGCAGAGAGCCAGGGGCUGGCUUUGGCCUAUGUGUGAAGGGGGGCGCGGAGCACCGACUGCCCGUCCUCAUCUCCAGGAUGGUCAAGAACGAAGCGGCAGACCGCAGCGGACAGCUCCUGGUGGGGGAUGCUAUCCUCAGGGUGAACGGUGUGAACGUAGAGAGCUGCACCCACGACGAGGUUGUCUCCCUGCUCAAGGACGUAGUGGAGGACUCAGUGUGUUUGUCGGUGCGCCACUUCAGGCCGGCCUCCUACUUCCUCAACAAAGGAAAUGAGGGCCGAGAUGGUGCAGGAUGUUCAAAGCAGGACAACACCCCCCUGGCCAGCCUUCCCCGGCUAGAGAAAGAGUGGAUGACCGCACUGACCAUCCCGCUCUUGUAUGCCCGGGUCUCGCUCUACGUCUGUGGCACUGACAAGCUCAGAGACAACUCAUUCGAUGUCGUGGGGGUGGAUGGCUCAAAGUCGGGUCCAGUUUUUUUUGCCAACAAAACGUCGUUGGACGAGUGGCACCUGAAGAUCACGACAAAGACACAGGGGCUGUUGACACAGAUGAUUGGCAUGACCAAUCAACUGAUGACCAAAGAGGAUCAUAUACAGCUGAUGUGUUGGGCCCACGAGCGUGCGUCGGGCACCCAGCACUGGCAGACGUGGAAGGAGAAGUUUGUGGCUCUCAAAGCGGCGGACAUCUACCUGUUUGACGUCCCUCCGAUGCACGCCAGCGACUGGUCCAAGUGUGAGAUGAAGUACAAAGUCUACGAAUGUAUGCUCAAGUUGCUCCAGGACAAGGAGCUCCCGGACAACCGGCAGCACUGCUGCACAAUACAGACGGGGUCAAAGGCCACCAUCUGUCUGAGCGUGGACAGCCGGGCGGAGCUACUCACCCUGGAGCAGGCCUGGUACAGGACCAGCAACCUGGCCGUCAAACGUCUGGUGAGCAAGACAUUUGGCUGCACGUGGCAGGAUCACCUGUCUGGCCUCAUCAUUGACCUGGAGCAAGGCUUCUCUCUCUACGACCACCAGACCAAGAGUAUUCUGUGGACGUACCGUUUUGCCCAGCUGAAAAGUUCCUCGGAUGACAACCGAUCGAAGCUGACCUUGAACUUCAUGAACGACACGUCAAAGGAGAUGGAGAAACAGAUCAUCGAGUGCUCGGAUCUACAGACUCUGAUCUACUGCAUCCACUCGUUCUUGUCCGCCAAACUGUCCACGGUAGACCCAACCUUCUUAGGAAAUCACUGAGGCCAGGACUACGGACUACACCUUCAUCGCCUUGAUGACUACUUCAUCUCUCCUGGCCACAACUUUCUUAGGAAAUCACUGUAGCCAGGACUACACCUUCAUCCGCAUCUGUCCUGACCACAUAUAUCAUCACUUCUUAGGAAAUCACUGAGGCCAGGACUACAACUUCAUCACUUGUGGCCACAACUUCAUCCCUCUGGACACAUUUUCUGAAUCGGUCACCCAUUCCGUUAGUGUGUUGUUUCAACCUACUCGCGUGCUAGACUCAGUAUUUCUGACCUUUGACCGGCAUACUUUUCCCAGUAUUUCCUGUAGGUGUUUGACCCAUAUAUUUAUCCCAGUAUUUCUUCCCCUUUCUCCUACAUAUCUAGACCACUUUCUCUAUAGUUUGUAGUGUAUAUUUGACCCAGUUUCCCCCCAAUAGUUUACCCACCUAUUUAACUUGACUUCCCUGUUCGUGUUACAUUUUUACCCAGUUUUUCCCGUAUCAUCAGGGUCAUUUCACAAACAUCUAAGUCUUUUUUAAAAUAAGUUUUGAGAAAGUUGAAAUAAAUGAGAGUGGCUGGUUCAGAGCCAUCACUGAGGCACUCGUUAUUUUCCAAGUAUAAUUAGACAGGAGAUAAGGAGACAGAAUGGAACUGUAUGGCAAGGUGUCCCGUGAUGUCUGACUUUGAACAACAGCUGUAUCUGGAAACAACCGCACACAUUGAUCUGGGUAUUUGUGGAAUGAGAGGGACGCUAUAAUGUAUCCUGUACCCGACCUACUGUCUCCGUGCCGGUUGAGAACUGACCCCGUGUCCCGUGUGUCCCAUAUUGUAGACCAGUGUUUGUGGAAUGAGGUGGACGCUAUGGUGUAUCCUGUACCCGAUCUACUUUCUCGACACUCAUUGAGGACUGACCCCGUGUCCCGCAGCAUGAACAAGUGCUUGUGUUGGAGUAGUUAAGACUCUUUACACUAGCAAGCUGAACCCGUGAGUUUGAUUACUUGGACGGGACUUUUUUAAAAAUGGACUGUCAACGUCUGUCUGCUGGAUAUGUUUUCCCUUUUAGCCUGGGUUGGCCCUGACAGGCAAGGUCGAAGAAGCCGCCUGCUAUAUUUUCAAAUUUGAGGCGACGGAGGAGAAAGUUUUACCCUGUGUUUUUUUGUUCAUGAACUUGUCAUUUUCCUGGACUCGUCAUCUUGCUGUCAACCAUCCCGUCCGUGUAAACGUGUCUGAGGUGGGACCAACUGGUAGUUGGAUAUUGUUCCAAAUGACUAUGAGCAAGGGUGGUUGUGUAGAAGUUUGACUCCUCAACUUCCUCUCCCACCUUUGUCAAUGUUGAUGUGAGUCCUUCGCUAGUUCCCCCGUACGCCAACAGUUUCUUGUUAGUUCUUCAAGUCCUAUCAGUACCACCCCCACCCCACCCCACUCCACCAUUUGACUCAUAGCUAGAUCUGUUUGUAGAUCUUCUGUUUUGGUAAUGCUGUUCACAUUAUAAUGAACAAUGACAUGGUUGUUUCAUUGAUAAGGGUGAGGUUGAGGGGGGUGGGGGGGGUGAUGGUGGUAACUGAAGUGGUAUUAUGCAAAGUGUACUGACAAAAUAAGUUACUUCUCAAAUGUUAGCCCUAUGGACCGAGAUAUGCCAAAUUUAUAGGUUGAGUUUGUACAAUAUAUUUGUAUGAAAUGAUAAAAAAAAGACAUCCUGUUAAACUUGAAGAAAAUGGCCUCAGUUAAAAAUCUAAAAAUUUGACCCCUGUGUCGAUUUCCGAACAAUAUGUCCAAUGGUGGUGUGCGAGCAGUAGCUCAUUUUGUUGCCGCUCCUUACAGUUAACAAUGGCAAGGUUGUUUUUUUAUAGGGCAGACUUGGUAGCUGAAGUGAUAUCUUGUUCUGCUUCUACAGUCCAUCGUAGCUGAAGUGAUGUAUAUGUUCUGCUUCUACAGUCCAUCGUAGCUGAAGUGAUGUAUAUGUUCUGCUUCUACAGUCCAUCGUAGCUGAAGUGAUAUCUUGUUCUGCUUCUACAGUCCAUCGUAGCUGAAGUGAUGUAUAUGUUAUUCUUCUUCUGUUGCCCUUGGGUGCUAGCAUCCUUCUCUAGUCCAGUUUCGAAACGUGACCAACAACAGGGCCAAAGACAGAAGUGAUGUUUGGAUGUGAAGACGAAGUAAUGGUCACAGUGGACACAUGGCACAGGGGGAGAAAUGUUGUUGUUAUACAAGGGAACGUCAGAGUCAUGGAAUAGAUCUGUGUUUUCUUGCAGGCUGGUUCAUGAGUCAUGUGGAAACUGCGGUGAUGAAUGACUGGGUGUUGUUGUGUCUUUUGCUGUAUACACAAAGGUGGCGUCCAGUAACUCAUCUUUUUUCUCCCUCUGUCUGUGUCUGUCUUUUCUACUCUUUGUUCUUUUCCUCCCUGGGUGGUACAGCUCAUCGUCACUUCAGGGCGGAUAAACUGUUGUUGUUGUUAUUGUUAAUAUUAUUCAUUCUAAUGACUCUUUGUUUAGUAAGCUAUCAGUCACAUUGAAAUUGUUGGACUCUCUCUCUGUUUUCUCAGUGAUACGACAAAUUGUGAAGCUUCUCCUGUGAUGUCCCUGAAGGAAAAAUUGCUAUAUGUUGCUGCCUCUUUUCUUUAUAGCUAGCUGUCCCUCAUUUUUUUCUUCUUUGUCGUUAUAAAAGGAAAAAACAAUUAUUGAUUAUCUGGAAUGCUCCCUUUUCAGAUCGGAAAAAAAUUUCUGGAGUUGUACCGACUUAAUCUUAAUACGAGCAGCGCUUCGGUAACACAAGUCAUCAAGUUUUGUGAGCCUCAAGAUAGUGAAACUGGAGAGAGAAACACGAGAAUGCUUGUGUGUGAUUGCAGACUGGAGAGAGGCAUGGCCUGUGAACUGUUGGCCUACAUUUAUUGUGUCUGCAGGGAAGUGUGUACAGGCUUAAAACUCUUUAAACCCAGAGUUUUUUCCACCGUUUCCCGGAGUUUUUUUCUACUGUCACCUAAACCUGGUGCACUAUGUCUCAUUAUAACCUCAAAAGCUUGCCUCCAACCUCUAAAUUUCGGAAACGAAAGCUUAACUAAAAUACUUGGAUUGAGAAUAGUUCCAAGAAACAAGAAGAAACUAUCACUAAAAGAAAUGAAACAGUUGUCUCUAGUAUUGGACGCUCCCAGCGUCUGAUGGGGAACAGGGUUAUUACCGCCAGACAUUCCCAGCCUGCAAUGGGGUUCAAAGAGUUCCACUGGAGUCUGCCAUGCUUUCUGGGUUCCUCUCACAGGAAUAGUGGAAGUGAUAUCCUGCAACAUUUAUGCAGAAUGUAUAUCUAGAGCACAGGUGUCCACCUCAAGGCCCGCGGGCCACAUCCAGCCUGGCCAACAGUUGUAUCCGGCCCGCGAGAGGACUGUAGGAACAGUGCAGCCUCUCUAGAACCACAUCGUCGGGACCA
Molecule: messenger RNA, 5163 nt
Organism: Aplysia californica (California sea hare)
Lineage: Eukaryota; Metazoa; Mollusca; Gastropoda; Aplysiida; Aplysiidae
Product: gamma-1-syntrophin
Exons: 14
Coding region: 344-1759 (471 amino acids)
Cellular component (GO): dystrophin-associated glycoprotein complex; intracellular anatomical structure
Molecular function (GO): protein binding; structural molecule activity
Source: RefSeq, a predicted model, not a curated record